CACAUGACUUUCACAUGACCGCACAGUUAACCAGGGAACUGUGAGUUCCUCUUAUGCUGGUGGAUAAUUUAUUAAACCGGCGUCAUUUAUGGGCUGCAUUACAUAGAUAUUAGUGCAGCUUUGUGGGUUUGGUGAUAAAGUGAUAAGGUGAUGAGGUGAUGAGCUGGUACAGGGUGUAAUAGUGUAAACACGUGCUGCUCUGGAGCAGUUAGUUCACUCAGGAGAUCAUGGAGUGCGUGAUUGUCGGAUUUGCGGUGCUCUCUGUGUGCCAGGCUGCAGCUCUGCCCAACUUCGUGCUGCUGUUUGCGGAUGAUUUGGGUUAUGGAGAUCUGGGUUUCUCGGCUCACCCCACAGCACUCACACCGAACCUGGACCGACUGGCGGCUGAUGGGCUCCGGUUCACCGACUUCUACUCCACCAGCCCUGUGUGCAGCCCGUCCAGAGCUUCUUUGCUGACGGGCCGUUACCAGACCCGCUCUGGCAUCUACCCCGGUGUGCUGUACCCGGACUCAAUAGGUGGGCUUCCCCUCAACGAGACCACCAUUGCAGAAGUACUGAAGCCACUAGGCUAUGCCACAGGCAUGAUAGGGAAAUGGCACCUGGGCUACGGGGCUAAUGGUACUUACCUGCCUACACGACAAGGCUUUGACCACUACCUUGGCAUCCCAUACUCUCAUGACAUGGGUCCUUGUCACAAUCUGACCUGCUUCCCUCCAGAUGUGAAGUGUUAUGGCUACUGUGAUGUCGGUACAGUAACCGUACCUCUGAUGAACGGGGAGACCAUCACGCAGCAGCCUGUAGAUUUUGUUCAUCUGGAAGACGCCUAUAGUAAUUUUGCCACGGAUUUCAUCCGCAGUGCAGCUCAGAAACGUCAACCUUUCUUCCUCUAUUAUCCUUCUCAUCACACUCACUACCCACAGUAUGCAGGGUGGAAAUCUGUGGGCCGAUCGCUCAGGGGGCCGUUUGGAGAUGCGCUGCUGGAGUUUGACUCCACUGUAGGAAACAUCCUGCAAACUUUGGAGGAAACAGGCACCCUUGACAACACACUCGUCUUCUUCACAGCUGACAAUGGGCCAGAGCUCAUGCGAAUGUCUCGUGGAGGAAAUUCUGGGUUGCUGAAGUGCGGUAAAGGCACUACAUAUGAAGGAGGAAUGAGAGAACCUGCCAUUGCAUACUGGCCUGGAGUCAUCAAACCAGGUGUCACUCAUAGUCUAUCCAGUACUCUGGACAUCCUGCCUACCAUUGCCAGAUUGGCUGGAGCUCCAUUACCCAAGGUUCAGCUGGAUGGCGUGGACAUGACUGAUAUAUUGUUCAACCAUGGAGCAGGUCAAAGGGAGGCCAUGUUUUACUACCCCACUGACCCCAGUGAGAAGUAUGGUGUGUUUGCAGUGAGAAUGGGAAAAUAUAAAGCUCAUUAUUACACCAGGGGAUCGCCACAAAGUGGCACAACUCCAGAUCAGGACUGUCAGUUAAUCUCCUUCCUGAAGUAUCAUGACCCUCCUCUGCUGUUUGACCUAGAGUCUGACCCAUCUGAAAACUACAAGCUGAAUGUGAAGGCUCGUCCUGAGCUGGCCAGUGUGCUGCAGAAUAUCAAGGACCUCAAGGACAGGUUUGAGGCCUCAAUGCAAUUUGGAGAGAGUGAGAUUGGAAAAGGAACUGAUCCUAAGCUGGCGCCCUGCUGUAACCCAGAGUGCUCUCCCAAACCGAAAUGCUGCCAGUGUUUAACUACACACUGACCAGUUUAUUAAUAAAUAUCACAGCUCUUUUUCUUUAAAAGGGAAGACAAGCCAGAGAUUAAAGUAUUAAAUCAGUCACUGCCACUCACACAUCUGCUGUGUUUGAUCAGUAGAGAUACUGAAUGCCUAUAAAACAGUGUGAAAUGUGUGUAAUUAACAUCCCUUUUGCUCUUAAAUUUAUUAUCAUUUAACACUGGAUCUGACAUAUUUGAAAGGGGUAGAUGCUGUUCUGUUAUAGUCACAUCUCAGCCCUAGUCACGCAACAGCAAUCUGAUUUCUACUGAUUCAAGAACAUUUUCUGUUUUGAUUAAAAUGACUUAUAAGAAUCAUGAAUAAUUACUCUGUCUAUUAUGCAUUUUUGCUAUAGCUCUUAAGGGAUGACAAAAUUAUAAAUAAUAUUCAUAGGAAUUAUUUACAUCAGUAUAUCAGUAAAAAGGCACUGAAGAAAGUUUAGUCUUCAUUUUUAGUCAUUCUCAGAUUGCUUUUAUUUUAGUUAUUUCAAAAUAUGGUUUAAUUUUUUUGCUGUUUUUAUUAUUUUGUACACCCUUAAUCUGACACGUUUGUCAUUUUUUUUCUUUGCAAAAUGUGUGUAAAAUAAAAAAAUAAAAUGUGU
This is a messenger RNA of Pangasianodon hypophthalmus (striped catfish), 2349 nucleotides long. RefSeq names its product arylsulfatase A (gene arsa). Gene Ontology annotation, molecular function: arylsulfatase activity. Lineage: Eukaryota; Metazoa; Chordata; Actinopteri; Siluriformes; Pangasiidae. The transcript has 8 exons. The coding region runs from base 228 to 1736 and encodes 502 amino acids. The record is from RefSeq and is a predicted model, not a curated record.